UGAGAUUGUGUCAACAUGCCUAAAGUGCGGUUGGGGUGCAGUAAGGCCCCUCGGCCUCGAAAAUAACUGGAGAGCAAGAGAGGCGUGAACAGAACAAGGCCUUCCAAGCGUGCGCCUCCUGGGCGCGCAGAGGCGGGAACAGCGACGAGGCCCGCAAAGAACAGAGCCCAGAGCGCGGCGGGGUGGGGGGGAGGCACAAGGGGAUGGCGCGCGCGUUCUGCAGCUCCCCUGGGCACGCGGACUGCUGCCUUCCGUUAGAGGAGCGGAAGGAGAGCGCUGCGUCUACCUGAGCGCCCAGGUGAGCCCCGGAGCUGAGCAGGCGCAGUGGCGUCCUUGCUUGGAGCUCACCUGGGCGCUGCCAGCGGCUGGGACCAGCCAAUCGCAGCCAGCUCGGCGGUGACAACGGAGCUGUGUGCCCUUGGCUGCCCGCGAAGACGGGGGAAAGGGAGGGGUGAUCGCGUGCGCUCUCUCCCGCUCCCUCCCGCCCGCUGCUGCCGCCGCAGUUGCUCGGAGUGGGGCUGCCCUGUCUCGCUCUCUCCCCGGCCGUUUCCUGUUGGCACAGAUAUUAUCUUUUCUUUAGCAAACAUCUAGCUACCUCUAUGGAAAAAAAAAACAUUUUCAGAAGCACUUACAUAUGUCUACUGUCCACAAUGACUUACACAGGAAUGCUAAGACGAUUAAUAAAGAAGCAGUUUUCCGUAUUCAAACUUUGGAAGUUUACCUUCGUUAUUUUUAUCUUCUUAAUAUUUUUGGUUUUGCUACAAAGAGAAGUAGGUAUUCAGGAUUUUAAUGAAGAGCCAGGAAUGGAAAAAGAUGGAAAGAAAAGGAAUGUACUAGAUCUUAUGUUCAAAGCUGUGAACAAUAUUAAAGGUGCAAAGCCAAAAAUGCAGAUUAAAGCACCUGUUAGGCAAACUGCAAUUCCUGGAGAGAGGCACUGUUUACCAGGAUUCUAUACAGCAGCAGAACUGAAGUCUUUCCUGGAUCGACCACCUCAGGAUCCCAAUGCUCCAGGAGCUUCUGGUAAAGCCUUCAAAACUGUCAGUUUAAGUCCAGAAGAGAAAACUGAGAAAGAGCGUGGGGAUGCAAAACAUUGUUUUAAUGCUUUUGCAAGCGACAGGAUUUCUUUACAUCGCGAUCUUGGACCAGACACUCGUCCUCCGGAAUGUAUUGAACAAAAAUUUAAACGCUGCCCACAACUGCCUACUACAAGUGUUGUUAUAGUUUUUCACAAUGAAGCAUGGUCCACUCUGCUAAGAACAGUUCACAGUGUGAUGUAUACUUCCCCCGCAAUACUACUGAAAGAAAUCAUUUUGGUGGAUGAUGCCAGUGUGGAUGAAUACCUACAAGAUAAACUGGAUGAAUAUGUAAAACAAUUCCAGAUAGUUAAAGUUGUGCGACAAAAGGAAAGGAAAGGCCUCAUCACUGCCCGUUUAUUAGGUGCUUCAAUAGCAACUGGGGAGACCCUCACAUUUUUGGAUGCACACUGUGAAUGUUUUUAUGGCUGGCUGGAGCCUUUGUUGUCCAGAAUAGCUGAAAACUACACUAGUGUUGUAAGCCCUGAUAUCUCAUCUAUAGAUCUCAACACUUUUGAAUUUAACAAGCCUUCUCCAUAUGGCCAAAACCACAACAGAGGGAAUUUUGACUGGAGUUUGUCCUUUGGAUGGGAAUCUCUUCCUGACUAUGAAAACAAAAGAAGGAAAGAUGAAACGUAUCCAAUUAAGUCACCCACUUUUGCAGGUGGUCUCUUUUCAAUAUCAAAAGACUACUUUGACUAUAUUGGAAGCUAUGAUGAAGAAAUGGAAAUAUGGGGAGGAGAAAAUAUAGAAAUGUCUUUCCGAGUGUGGCAGUGUGGGGGUCAGUUAGAAAUUAUUCCUUGCUCGGUUGUUGGCCAUGUGUUUCGCAGCAAGAGCCCCCAUACCUUUCCGAAAGGGACUCAAGUGAUCACACGCAAUCAAGUUCGUCUUGCAGAAGUCUGGAUGGAUGAAUUUAAACACAUUUUUUACCGGAGAAACGCAGAAGCAGCGAAAAUUGUUAAACAAAAAGCAUAUGGUGAUCUCUCAAAAAGACUUGAAUUAAGACAACGAUUACAGUGUAAAAACUUUACAUGGUAUCUAAGCAAUGUUUUUCCUGAGGUGUAUAUACCAGAUUUGAAUCCUCCAUUAUCUGGAUUUUUAAGAAAUGUUGGAAGAAGAGCAUGUCUAGAUGCUGGAGAAAAUAAUAAUGGCGGCAAACCAUUAAUUAUGUACACUUGUCAUGGGCUUGGAGGAAACCAGUAUUUUGAAUACUCUGCACAUCACGAAAUAAGACACAACAUCCAGAAGGAAUUGUGCCUACAUGCUUCUAAAGGAGCGGCACAACUUCAUGAGUGUGGUUAUAAAGGAAAGAAGAGCAGAACCCCUGCAGAAGAGAAGUGGGAACUCCAAGAGGACCAGUUGUUGUACAAUGCAGCAUUAAAGAUGUGUCUUACGGCAAAUAGCGUACACCCAAAAAUGGUAUCGUGUAAUCCCUCGGACCUCUUCCAAAAAUGGAUUUUUGGCCAAAACAACUAAUUGAGAGAUCUUGCAUAAAUUGAAACAGUAACUUCUUCAAAAUUAUAAAGAGUUAUCUUAAAUUAUGCAGAACCAGCACACUGUAAAAUAUUUUAAAGCAUUUUUACAUCUAGCUAGCAAUAAAUCCAAAGAAUACUUCAGUUGCUUGACUGUUUAAAAAAAUGUUUACAAAAUACUGGAAAUAUUUCCAGUAAAAGUUUAAUGUAACCACUGUCUUUAAAAUGUGUUAAUUCCCCAUGGUUUGGGGACAUAAGUUUUUUAUAUAUUUACUGUAUUUGUUAAUCACUUUACAUAAACUUGUUAAUGACGGUUAGGAGGUAUGAUGUUUUUAUAGCAGUUGAAAAGUAGAGUGCCUUAUAGGUGCUCUUCAUAAUUUAAACUGUGACUUGCCUUGCCUUAAAUGGCCUUAAUCAGUCUUGUUGUAGGCAUUGACCUAGUUUAGCAUGUUUUAAGAAGUGUCUGUUGAAUAUAUCAACUCUCCUGAAAAUAUGAAAUUUUAUCAUCUCCCUUGAAUGAAAAAUAGGGCCUUGAUAUUAAGCUCUUGCUCUUUUGUUUUGUUGCCUUGUUAUACCAUUGAUUUCCUUAUACUGUCGCCUUUCUGUUGGUCUUGAAAUGCUGCCAUUGCUUAACUGUUAUUCAGUGCACUUAUCAAUGCUGAGCUUUGUAUGUUUUUGUUUUCUGCAGCAGAUCAUGAACCAGUUUUCUGUUGCUAGAAAAAAUGUUCACCACUUUUCCUGAUGUUAUGCCAAAUGUAUAUGUUGCUAGUUUAUUUGCAAGUUAUGGUAACUUAUUUUUUUGUAUUUUAUGUACAGGUUUCAAAGUUUCCAUAUUUGUAAAUUCUAUGCACUUAUUUUCUUGAAGGAUCUGUUUUCAUGUGUUAAUCAUUCAAAGCAUGAACAUCUUUAAGUCUGUGUAUUAAUAGUGUUUUUCCUCAGAAAUUUGAAUAUUUUUCAUUUAAAUACUUGUACAAUUAUGAUAUAUUUUCUACAAGGAAUUUAGAAAAAUGUCUCACUGGUUACAUAUGCUGAAAUUAAACAUUUUAAUUCCAA
Messenger RNA from Hemicordylus capensis (graceful crag lizard), 3598 nucleotides. It is a transcript of the gene GALNT3, whose product is annotated as polypeptide N-acetylgalactosaminyltransferase 3. Bases 600 to 2549 code for a protein of 649 amino acids. Gene Ontology annotation, cellular component: Golgi apparatus. NCBI's taxonomy places the organism in Eukaryota, Metazoa, Chordata, Lepidosauria, Squamata, Cordylidae. The transcript has 11 exons. The record is from RefSeq and is a predicted model, not a curated record.